CACUGUAAAUACGAUAGGAGUUGUUAUAAUGCUCUUUGUUUUAUUGCAACUCUGAUAUUCGCGUCCAGCAUCUUUUCGGCAUUGCAAUAAAACAUGAAAAGGAGAUACGGGUUAACGAUUACGAUGUAACUCGUUCUCUUUUAACGUGACAGAAGCUUGAAUAAUAUAUAAUAUAUUGCUUUUCCUUAUGACUUCACUUUGACAGUCGAAAAGAAUUCGCUGGAUUUAUAAAUUUAUCGUCCACUUAAAAUUAAAAUAAACAUUGAAGAGUAAGUGUAUCAAAUUAAUAAUUACUUUCUUUUGAACACCAGAGAAUUUUCCACCUUUAAAUAAAGAGUAAUUUUCAUACCGCCACUGCUGGAAUUUGUUAUAUUGCCCGCCUGUCUUUGCCUCCGAUCUCAGCAUCGAGAACUUCGCUUUAGCGACCGUUACCGUCCGCCGUUAAAAAACAGACCCGACGAAAGCUAAAAUACGAGACCAAAAAUAAAGAAUAAAGCGCAAAACAAAAAUAAAAGUUGAAAACAAAAAAGUAAUUUAAGGAAAUGGCGUUUAUGAACCGAAAUAAGGCGGCUUCCCCGACACUGCAUCCGAGUGUCCUAAGAGAAAGAACAAGAAACAGCGAACAAAAGGAAAAAAUGAGACGUCAUUUUUUAUUGUCAACAAGAAAACUAUUGAUAAUAUUAUUAAUUAAUUAAAAUAAUUUCUGAUAUAUAUACGAAAAGAACGUAAAAGAUUGCUGGCAACACUGGACUUUGAAAUUUGAUUUCCUGCGUGCGUGAUCAAAUGUAAUGUGAAGUUGGAAUUUAAAAUUAGAAAUUAAGAAAUGGUUUGUGACGUUCGACACGAUGUCGUGUUGCAUUUCGCGUGCAAUUUGCUUCGACAUUUAGAGAAAAGAAUGUAAGAAAAAAGUAAAGUUAUGAAAAUAGAUAUAAUGCAGCUGUAACUAUGAAAGAAGUGCAAAAUUUAUAUCAAGGGACUUCAAAAGAUACUUUUUGCCCUUCUGAAGGCACUCCUGUUGAUUGUAAAGUGAUAAAGACUGCUGGACCAUAUUUAUUAGGUGCAAGACUUGGUAGCUCUCCAGUCAGAAGUAUUGUUCAGUGUUUAGCUAGAAAAGAAGGAACUGAUGAAUUUUUUACUCUCAAAAUUUUGACAUUGCAAAAUCCAUCAGAGGAAACGCAAGAUGAUCGUCAGGGUAAAAUGUUACUCCAUACGGAAUAUUCUUUAUUAUCGUUGCUUCACGAUCAAGAUGGUGUUGUUCAUCAUCAUGGAUUAUUCAAGGUAUUUUAUUAUUAUUAAAGUUGUUGAAUUAAUUAAAUAGGCAUUUAACUAUAUAUGAGUUUUUAAAAUUUGCUACAUAUAGCUGAAUAUGUCUAUGUAAGAAGAAUUAAUAUCGAGAUAUAUCGAGCCAAAUACCCCUAACUUUGAAUAAUUAUAGAAAAAUUCCGAGAUGGUAAAAUUCCAUUCCUUCUUACGAAUCAAGAUAUUUAAACAGAGGGCAGGAAAUGGUUUAAUAAACAAAUAAUGUGGAAAACUUAUAGUAGUAGGUAAAAAAAUUACAUAUAUAGAGGCAUUGUCUUUCAGAUGUAAUGCCUUCCCAAAAAUGUAUGAAAACAGUCAAAUAAUAAGAUUCCACAAUUAAAAUAAGUUCUAUUCUUAGAAAACUAAAAAGAAAAAUUAUAAAAUUGUUAUUAAGGUAGGAAUGUUGGAUGUGUCACACGCAUUCAUUGUAAAAAAAAUUGUU
This is a messenger RNA of Centruroides sculpturatus (bark scorpion), 1741 nucleotides long. Its product is annotated as serine/threonine-protein kinase 40-like. The record is from RefSeq and is a predicted model, not a curated record. Lineage: Eukaryota; Metazoa; Arthropoda; Arachnida; Scorpiones; Buthidae. The transcript has 6 exons. The coding region runs from base 946 to 1296 and encodes 116 amino acids.